Leptopilina boulardi is the source of this 2000-nucleotide messenger RNA. RefSeq names its product pyruvate dehydrogenase E1 component subunit beta, mitochondrial (gene Pdhb). Gene Ontology annotation, biological process: pyruvate decarboxylation to acetyl-CoA. Lineage: Eukaryota; Metazoa; Arthropoda; Insecta; Hymenoptera; Figitidae. The coding region runs from base 201 to 1262 and encodes 353 amino acids. The transcript is spliced from 5 exons. The record is from RefSeq and is a predicted model, not a curated record. Gene Ontology annotation, molecular function: pyruvate dehydrogenase (acetyl-transferring) activity.
GUCGUUUACGUCAAGUGUCCGUCAAUGUCCUUGGCUCCGUUAUUACAUUUUUUUAGUUGCCAAAAAGAAGUUCUUCAACCAAAGACCCUGGAAACAUAAAUACAAGAUCAAAAUCUCGCGUGUUUUUAUUUAAUUAAAUACUUGACAUUUCUAUUUUAUUCGAUUUUUCCUAAAACGUGCAUAUCAACAAUCACACAACCAUGCUGACGUCAACAAUUAGGACUCUUGCUCGACGAACAUUCUCAACAUCAAAAUGUGCAGGUGCACAGACAUUAACAGUUCGAGAAGGAUUAAAUGCAGCAAUGGACGAGGAAAUUGCACGAGACGAUCGAGUAUUUCUUCUUGGAGAAGAGGUAGCUCUUUACGAUGGAGCUUACAAAAUUUCCAGGGGUCUUUGGAAAAAAUAUGGUGACGCACGUAUUUAUGACACUCCAAUAACUGAAUCCGGAUUCGCAGGUCUCGCAGUCGGUGCUGCAAUGGCAGGACUACGGCCAAUUUGCGAAUUUAUGACCUUCAAUUUCUCAAUGCAAGCAAUUGAUCACGUUAUAAAUUCAGCGGCAAAAACAUUAUAUAUGUCCGCGGGUCUGAUAAAUGUACCAAUUGUAUUUCGUGGACCAAAUGGCGCAUCAGCUGGUGUUGGUGCACAACAUUCACAAUGUUUUGGUGCAUGGUACAGUCAUUGUCCAGGAUUAAAAGUCGUUUCACCUUAUUCAUGUGAAGAUGCUAAGGGACUUUUAAAAUCGGCUAUACGCGAUCCGGAUCCAGUUGUUGUACUCGAGAAUGAACUUAUGUAUGGUUAUAAAUUUAAUAUGUCUGAUGAAGCAAUGUCCAAAGAUUUUCUAGUCCCUAUUGGAAAGGCAAAAAUUGAACGUCCAGGAAAACACAUUACACUCGUUGCACAUUCCAAGGCUUGUGAAACGGCACUUCAGGCAUGUGAAGAACUCGCUGGACAAGGAAUUGAAGCUGAAAUGAUUAAUCUUCGUUCACUUAGGCCAUUAGAUAUCAAUACAAUAGUAAAAUCUGUAGCCAAAACGAAUCAUUGCAUCACAGUUGAACAUGGAUGGCCUCAUUGUGGUAUUGGUGCUGAAAUUUCAGCUCGAAUUAUGGAAAGUGAGGCGUUCUAUCAUCUGGACGCACCAGUAAUUCGAGUAACGGGUGUUGAUGUUCCUAUGGCAUAUGCUAGUUCAUUGGAAGAGGUAUCAAUUUGUCGAAAGGAUGAUGUAGUAUUUACAGUCAAGAAAGUUCUCGGAGUAGCUAAGUAGUAAAUUGUGCGCAAAAUUUAGAUACAUUUCCUCAGCUCCUUUCCUGUUUUUCUUUUCGAAUCGUCCAAUCUUUCCUCCCGUCAUAUAUUAUAUGCUUUCUAUUUAUUGAAAGUUAGUACAAAGUGGACAUAAAUUAGUUACAAUUUGAAAAAUAUAUCUAGAUAGUUUAUCAUAUUUCUUCCAAUAUUGGUUUAUAAGUUCAACGUUCUUUUUUUGGAUUAUUUAAGAGUUUUUGCCUUGAAAAGGAAUUUCAAAAAGAAAGUAUUCAAAAUCACUGCCAUCGCUAUUUUUUUUUGGAGUUUAUGAAAAAAUCAUCUAUUUUCCGUGAGAUGUAACUUAAAUGUUAAAAAUUAUUUCCUGUUAUUGUUUUGUAGAACAUUUCACGAAAAAUUCAUGAUUUCUAUAUGAAAUUAUCAAUAUUUUUCAAAAAGAGGUUUCAUUACGAAAAGGAAAAGAAUGUCAGGUGUAAAUUGUAAUAAGUUAUUUAUUUCAAUUUUACAUUGUCUCACUCUCUCUCUCUAUCUCUCGAUUAGGAAAAUUCUUGCCAAAAGAAAAUCUCAAGUUGAACAUUUUUCAAUUAUUAAGGAAGAAAACGACUAGACAUUUCAUUUGACUGUGUCAAAGAAUCAGUUUUAUGAAGAAUUGGCAUUGUAAUGCGACACUUAUUUUGUGUUUGCAUUUGUUCGUAAAUUAUUUAUUAUUACAGAAAAUUAAUAAAAUUGUAACAUAUGACAAAAA